Messenger RNA from Cydia pomonella (codling moth), 2703 nucleotides. RefSeq names its product 63 kDa chaperonin, mitochondrial-like. Gene Ontology annotation, molecular function: ATP binding; protein-folding chaperone binding; ATP-dependent protein folding chaperone. The transcript has a single exon. The coding region runs from base 300 to 2120 and encodes 606 amino acids. Gene Ontology annotation, cellular component: mitochondrial matrix; mitochondrial inner membrane. Gene Ontology annotation, biological process: mitochondrial unfolded protein response; protein import into mitochondrial intermembrane space; apoptotic mitochondrial changes. The record is from RefSeq and is a predicted model, not a curated record. NCBI's taxonomy places the organism in Eukaryota, Metazoa, Arthropoda, Insecta, Lepidoptera, Tortricidae.
GUAUUUCUGGCUGUCUGUCAGUCACCUCUGCUCGCUUAAACCGCUGAACCGAUUUAGAUGGAAUCCAGGACCUGUAGAGAUAGUUUGAGGCCCGGGGAAGGACAGAGGAUAGUAUUUAUGAAUCAUCAUCAUUAUCAUUCCACUCAGCAGAUGGAGUCGCUGGCAGAAGUUAGUGGCUAAUAUCUUUAGUUUAAACUCCCGUCCUCGGUCAUCGCUGGUCAUCCCAAGAAUCCUUCAAUAAUCCCAUGAUAAUACUAUUGGUACUGGCUGAUUUUAGAACUAGGUGACUGUACUGACAGAUGGUGACAGCAGUAUACACUUCUAAUUUUAAAAAUUACUUUUGGUAUAAUUUUAUUCUAACAAAUUUGGCUAUUGUUGUUAACAUUUUAAAAUUAUUUUCCAAAAUGUAUCGAUUUAAACCUUCAAUUUUUUAUAGAUAUUUAUACAAAUUAGAUUUUCACCCUUCAUUUCGACGCUAUGCAAAGGACGUAAAAUUUGGUCCAGAUGUACGUGCUUUGAUGCUUCAGGGAGUUGAUAUCUUAGCUGAUGCAGUCGCAGUUACGAUGGGUCCUAAAGGACGCACUGUGAUUUUGGAACAACCGUAUGGCCCUCCUAAAAUAACUAAAGACGGUGUAACUGUAGCUAAAGGAAUAGAACUUUCGAAUAAAUUUCAAAAUGUUGGUGCGAAACUUGUUCAAAAUGUAGCACAUAAAACCAACGAAGAAGCAGGAGACGGGACAACAGCUGCAACAAUUUUAGCGAGAGCUAUUGCAAAAGAAGGGUUCCAGAGGAUAUCUAAAGGAGCCAACCCUAUUGAAAUCAGGAGAGGGAUUAUGACAGCGGUUGAAGCUAUAAAAGAAAGAUUAAAACAAAUUUCAAGGCCAGUUGAUACUGCCGCUGAAAUAGAACAAGUUGCUAAAAUAUCAGCAAAUGGAGAUUCUUCCAUAGGAAAUUUAAUUUCAAACGCAAUGCAGAAAGUUGGCAAAGAUGGUGUGAUCACUAUUAAAACAGGCAAAUCUGUAAACGAUAAAUUCGAAAUGAUUGAAGGUAUGAAGUUUAAUCGUGGUUAUAUUUCCCCUUACUUUAUAAAUUCCCACAAAGGACCUAAAGUAGAAUAUAACGAUGCAUACGUUCUUUUUUCGGAGAAAAAGAUUUUUCACCUUCACCAAAUAUUGCCCGCCAUAGAAAUAUCCAACUCUAAGAAGAAGCCUUUAAUCAUCAUUGCCGAGGACCUUGAUCCUGAACCUCUCUCCGUUUUAGUUGUUAAUAAAUUAAAAAUUGGCUUGCCAGUAGCAGCAGUUAAGGCACCAGGUUUUGGGCAGUUUAGAAAAGAUACCUUGUUGGAUAUGGCUAUAGCCACUGGGGGAGUAGUAUUUGAGGACGAUACUAAUUUAAUAAGGCUGGAGGAUUGCGUACCUGAAAGUCUUGGAGAAGUUGGCGAAGUUAUUAUUACCAAAGAUUCUACACUGCUAUUGAAAGGCAAGGGAUUGAAACACCAGAUCGAUCAACGUAUUGAUGAAAUUAAUGCUGAACUAGCAGAUACGACUAAGGAUUUUGAAAAAGAUCAACUAAUUGAGCGUGUGUCGAGAUUAAAGGCUGGUGUUGCUGUAUUACAUAUCGGUGGUUGUAGCGAAGUGGAAGCAAACGAAAAGAAGGAUCGUGUAAAUGAUGCUCUUAAUGCCACACGCGCGGCUAUUGCCGAAGGUAUAGUUGCUGGUGGCGGUAUAGCGCUAAUACGUUGUAUACCAGCAUUAGAUAAAUUAAAGCCUGAAAAUAAUGAUCAAGCUAAGGGGAUCGAAAUAGUUAGAAAGGCUUUAACUGCGCCUUGUGCUACAAUAGCCACCAAUGCUGGUUUUAACGGCGAUGAAGUAGUAAAUAAUGUCCUAGGACUUGAACAAGAAUUCGGAUUUGACGUCUUGAGUAAAGACUAUGUUAAUAUGUUUGCUAAAGGAAUCAUUGAUCCCGCAAAAGUUGUUCGAAGGGCGUUAAUGGAUGCAAGUGGCGUUGCUUCUCUGUUGACAACGGCAGAAGCAGUGAUUUGCGAUUUGCCUAAAACCAAUUCAGAAGAAACUAACAUUGAUUUGAAUGAGAAAUCGGACCUUAUGAUUAGAAGUAUGUAAACUUUUAACCUUGUGGUUGUUUCACAACAAAACGUUAUGCUGUUUUACAAUUAUGUACGUAAGUUUUGUGAAAUUUGAGUUAGAUGAAAUUAGUGGUCAAUAAAUUAAUACUUACAUAUCGAGGGCUUCAUGCUAAAGGGGCGUAUAAGCAAGAACCCUACUUUUCAGGAGACACAAAAAACUGAAUAACUUUUGUUACAAUGUACCGAUUGUUCUACAAUUUUGCAUAGAGUAUUUAAAUUACAAUCUUUUUCAUGUGUCAUGCCUAGUUUCAUUCUACGUAUUCUAAAAAGCAGUAAUUAUGUAGUUACGCCUCUUUACCACGACAGUAAUUUCCGACAUUUAGGUUGAAAUUUUAUGAAAAAUACUUGAGAUUUAUGGUCGUAUAAUUCAUUUUUUUUUUUCUAUUCGAUAAUUUAAUUAUGAAAGGUGGAAAUACUGUUAAUUAUUAGAAAUACUUUAAUUUUACAGUAAUUUAGUCAUCCUUGUGUAGUUUCUUCUAUUUUUUCUGAUUUUUAUACGCCCGUCUGGGCUGACGAAUCUAUCGUGUAAGUAUACUUUAUUUGUGGUCGUAUAAUAGGGC